AUGCUUCUAACUCCUAGUACUGAAGAUGACAACACAUGGAAUAUGUAUAACGUUACGAAUAAUAAGUUUUUAGAGUCAAAACUUGUGGUGCCAUAUGAUAAACGAUUUUGUGCCUCCUCAAAGGGUUGGGUGGUUACUGUGAAUAAGGAUUGGACUGUAACACUCUACAAACCUUGUUCUAUGGUUCAAUAUGGGAAUAAUAAUGCAAACACAUGUGUUAUUCAACUUCCACCAUUAUUUCCUAUGGAGUAUGAAGAAGGUGUUGAACCAUAUGAUCUUGAAAAUGAUGUUCGAGAUGACUACGAUGUAUAUAUUGAUCCUGAAAAUGUCUACCACUUCCACAUUUACAAGGCACUAAUUACGCAUGAUCCGCUAGCAAAUCCAGAUGAAUGCAUCGUUGUAGUAAUAUUUAGUGACAUAAACGAGUUGGCUUUCAUUAGACUUUCACAUGAUGAUGGCGUCCCCCAAACUUGGAUAAAAAUAGAGCCAAAUUUCUUUUCAGAAGAUAUUUUGCUUUAUAAUGAUUUAUUUUAUGCAGUAACCGGAGAUGGUGACUUAAGAUCUUUCGAUCUUAGAGGCUCUUGCGUCAACUCAACAGUAAAGAAACUUGCUCGUGAGAUUCCAUGGAUGUUUCAAUCUGGUAAGAGAUAUUUGGUGGAAUCAUAUGGACAUAUCAUAAUGGUUGAAAGGUUUAUUGAAUUCGAGGAUGUCAAGAUUAAAGGUCGAACAACAUUAUCGUUUAGAGUUUGGAGGUAUUGUUUUGACUCUGACGAUUGGAUUCAGAUUAAAAAUCUUGGUCAAAUGUCCUUGUUUGUUGGUGAUAACUCCUCAUUAUCGAUUUUGGCUUCUAGUUUUAUGGGGCUUCAACCAAAUUGCAUUUAUUUUACUCAUGAUGUGGAUGGAUUAUAUGGUUCAUCAAGACCUCCUAUGAUUUCAGAUUUAGGCCUAUACAAUCUUGAAAAUGAAGAGUUUAAAUUACAUUUUACUAUUGAUUCAGAUAAACUCAAAAAAAUGAAUUAUCGACCGCCUAUUGGCUUAUUCACAUUAUCUCAGAUUUUUGGAAGAAAAACAAAGUAG
Humulus lupulus (European hop) is the source of this 1077-nucleotide messenger RNA. RefSeq lists its product as uncharacterized. Bases 1 to 1077 code for a protein of 358 amino acids. The transcript is spliced from 3 exons. Lineage: Eukaryota; Viridiplantae; Streptophyta; Magnoliopsida; Rosales; Cannabaceae. The record is from RefSeq and is a predicted model, not a curated record.